Messenger RNA from Oikopleura dioica, 933 nucleotides. NCBI's taxonomy places the organism in Eukaryota, Metazoa, Chordata, Appendicularia, Copelata, Oikopleuridae. The record is from the annotation of a GenBank genome assembly.
AUGCUGACCAGAGUGUGCCUUUUUAGAAGUCUCUCUCGAACCAUGGCUCUCAGCGCGGCCGAGCUUGAGGCGCGAUCCGUCGAAGCCGACAAGAUCAUUCAAACACUGACGGAAAAGAUCGCCGCGAUCAAGGCGAUGGGCACGCUUCCUGCUAACAUUCAGGAGACGAUCUUGAAGCAGGAGAACUCCCAGCUCAGAAAACAAGUCGAAGCGUUGAAAACGGAAUUGACAACCCUUGAGCUUCGAAAUGGAAAGACGCAAGUCGCUCUUCCGAAACCACCGAAGAAAGGAGCGGCCAAGAAAGAAGCCCCGAAGAAGGCCGAACAGCAGGAAAAGCCGAAGAACGAAAACCAGAAAAAGGACAAACCCAAGAAAGAAAAGAAGGAGAAGAAGCCUCAGCCAGCGAAAGCAGCCGAACCGGAAAAGCCAGUCGAUGUUUCGAGGCUGUUGAUGAAGGUGGGAAAGAUCAUCGACUGCAAGAAACACCCAGACGCGGACGCUUUAUACCUCGAGCAAAUUGAAUGCGGAGAGGAUAAACCACGAACCGUCAUUUCCGGCCUUGUCAAGCACGUUCCCUUGGAAGAGAUGCAGAACAGAAUGGUCGUCCUUCUUUGCAACCUCAAGCCGGCGAAGAUGAGAGGAAUCGUUUCCGAAGCAAUGGUCAUGUGCGCUUCUACGCCAGAGAAAGUCGAGAUCUUGGCCCCGCCAGCUGGAGCAGUUCCGGGCGAUCUUGUCAAAGUACCAGGCUUCGAAGGCGAACCCGACGAACUGAUCAAGCCAACGAGUAAAAAAGCAGUCUCCGUGUUCGAGCAAGUCGCACCAGGAUUAAAGACGAACGACAAAUGCCAAGCCACAUUUAACGAUGUCGCCUGGGAAGUUGCCGGAAAGGGCUUUGUCACCUCCGCCAGUUUGACUAAUGUUCAAGUCAAAUAA